Molecule: messenger RNA, 868 nt
Organism: Achroia grisella
Lineage: Eukaryota; Metazoa; Arthropoda; Insecta; Lepidoptera; Pyralidae
Product: plasmolipin
Exons: 4
Coding region: 241-711 (156 amino acids)
Cellular component (GO): membrane
Source: RefSeq, a predicted model, not a curated record
ACAAGUCAAUGCAGUCUAAAAAUAUGAAAUUAAAUUAAUUAAUUUUCCUCAUUCCUCGUUCUCGUUCAUAAAUAAUUGUUUUUUAUGUACGUAAAAAAUGUCCUAAAUAUUCACAAACAUCAAGAAUUUAAUAAGAAGUCUGAUAAGAAAAAAAACGUGCUAUCUAUACACGAAAAGUGGCUAAUAUAAAUUUAUUGGUGCUACCUGUGAUUGCACCGCUUUGAAUAUUUAGCUACAACUAUGUUUGACAACUACGGCAACCAACAGAGUCCACAAGCCCCUCCACCACCAGAAGUGAAAGUGCUGAGGUUUGACAAGAACUAUGUCAAAACACUACCUGGUGUACUUAAACUAAUUCAAGUGAUAUGCAACCUAGUCGGGUUCAUCUGCAUAAAGGUGUCAUGGGUGUGGUUAUCAGCUAUAUUCUUCAACAUACUGUACUGGUUUGCGAACGUCGUAACCCUGCUGCUACUGCUCAUGUACACAUUCCACUUUGUGGAGAAGUAUGACCGAUGGCCGUGGCUAAAGCUGGAGUUCUUCUACUGCUGUGUAGUGGUACUAGCCUACAUAUGCUUCUCAAUAUUUGCAACGGCGAUCGGUGAAAGCGUUGGAUAUGCAGUUGGGUUCUUCGGGUUGUGUGCCAUCAUUGCAUAUGGUUUGGAUGGCUACUUAAAAUACAGGGGUUGGAGAAGAGGCCUGCCGCCCCAAUAGCCGUCUCAUAACUGUUAGUAUAUUUAAGUUAAGACUGAAUAGUACAGUUCAGUUUUACUAUGUAGACUGAUAUCAGAUUGAUGUACACUGACGUCACAGCAUAAUAUUGUAAUUAAGAAGUAUUUGUUUACGCUUUUUAUUGAGAAGAGGGUCUUCA